AUGGCGGCUGAAGUCCGCCGCUCUAACGGCACGCGCCUUGAUGCGUCCCUCGGCAUCACUGAGCGCAUUGCGCCGAGUAUGGUCGCUUGGACUGGAGACAUGCGCAAAAGAUACACCGACUUCCAAGUCUACGAAAUCAACAAAGAUGGUUCCGUCCUCCACCUCACAGAAACUCGCCUUCCCCCGCCGCCAAAGGAGACCACGCCGCCUCCACCAGCACCUCCUGCACCCGCUGUUCCCGUAGUAGAAGAGAAGAAGGGAGAAGAAGAGCCGAAGCCAGAAGAGCCAUCGAAAGAUGGAGAAGCCGCCGAGAAGCCCGCCGCGGCCAUCCCCGAAGUCCCCGCUGAGGACAUUGCCCUCCUCGCCUCCCUCACAAACGACGACUUCGCCAACCAGCUCGUCACCAUCUACAAGACGAUAUCCGCUGACAAGAUGGCCAAAACCGAGCCCGUCACAUCCCCCAUCAUGGACGACAAGGACAAGCGCUCCCAGCUCCACCAAAACGUCCGCCGCAUCUUCAACUCCACCAUCGACACCACCACCGAUCCCACGGGCGCUAUCGUCGCCCGAGUCCCGCCCCCUCGCGGCAAGGGCAAGGGCAUGCGUGGCGGCCGCGACAACAACAACAACCGCGAGAACAACAAACAGAAGAAGAAGCAGCCCAAGGCCGUGGCCCCCGGCGAGGGCGAGUACCUCCACUUCACCCUCUACAAGGAGAACCGCGACACCAUGGACGCCCUGCACCAAAUCUCCAAGGCCCUCCGCAUCAAACCCCAGGCCAUCGGCACCGCAGGCACAAAAGACCGCCGCGCCGCCACCACGCAGCGCUGCUCCGUCCGCGGCCAGCGCGCCGAUGCCCUCCUUCGCGCCCGCCUCUUUGGCGUCACCGUCGGCGACUACCGCUACGCCCACUCGCCCAUCCACCUCGGCGCCCACAGGGGCAACGAGUUCGUCAUCGCCCUCAAAGACUGCCUCGUCGCCGGCAACCCCGACCUUCCCCCCGCCGACCGCUCCUCCCAGAUCCGCGCCUCCGUCGAGGCCGCCAUGGCGAGCAUGCACAACCCGGGCUGGAUAAACUACUUUGGCCACCAACGCUUCGGCACCCACGCCAUCGGCACCCACGAGGUAGGCCGCCUCCUCCUGCAGGGCGACUUUGAAGCCGCCGUCAACGCGAUCCUCUACUACGACGAGUCCAUCGCCCAGCGCGCCCUCGCGGGCGAAGUCCCGGACCAGGGUCACGCCCGCGACGAGCUGAACCGCCACCGCGCCUGCAAGGUCUUCCGCGACGGCGGCUCCGCAGAGGAAGCCCUCUCCCACCUGCCCCGCCGCUUCUCCGCCGAGGCGAGCCUCAUCCGCCACCUCGGCCGCUCCACCGCCCCGUCCCGAAGAGACUUCACCGGCGCCCUCACGAGCAUCACCCGCGGCCUGCGCAACAUGUACCUUCACGCCUACCAGUCCUACGUCUGGAACCACGCAGCAAGUCACCGCUGGCGUCUGUAUGGCAAGAACGUAGUCAAAGGCGACCUCGUCCUCGAGUCUUCCUCCGCCGAUGCAGACGCAGACGCGGACAACGAAGGAGGAGACGACGACGCAGACUCCUCCUCCGCCCCAGCCCGCGCCCUCACCGCCGAAGAAGCCGCCUCGGGAACCUACACCAUCCACGACAUCGUCCUCCCCUCCCCGGGCCACGCCGUGGCCUACCCCACCAACGCCAUCGGCGAAUUCUACACAACCUUCAUGCGCGACAACGGCGGCCUCGACCCGCACGACAUGCUCCGCCGCCACCGCGAAUUCAGCCUGCCGGGAGCGUACCGCAAGGUCGUCGUGCGCUUUCUCUCGGAACCCAGCUUCGAGGUCCGCGCGUACGAGGACGGCGAGGAGCAGAUGCAUCCCACCGACAUGGACCGCAUCCGCGCAGCAGCUGGGCGUGGCGGGAACGGGAAGAAGCGGGGCCGUCAGGAGGAUGAGAACGCCGGGGAUCAAGAUGCGGCGAAGAAGGUCAAGACCGAGGCGGGUGCGGCUGGAGUGGAUGGCGAAGCUACGGCGGAUGAGCCGAUGCAAGACGCGCCGGCACGGACCUCGGAACCGAAGCAGGAGCAAGAGCCGGAGCAGCAAGCGGAGACCACCGCCGCCGAUCCGAACGGUACCCCGUCGACCCCCGAAAAGACAAAGACGGCCGUCGUGGUCACCUUCCAGCUCCCCAAGAGCGCCUACGCCACCGUCGCGCUGCGGGAACUGAUGGGCGUCGACGAGUCCGAAGUCGCCGCGGCUCCUACGGCUGCCCCCGCUGCCCCUGCUGCUGUCAUCACUGAUACUACCGCUGCUGCCCCCGAGGCUGCCGAGGUACCAGAGACUUCCAAGACUACGACUGCGGAAUCAUGA
This is a messenger RNA of Colletotrichum costaricense, 2382 nucleotides long. Its product is annotated as tRNA pseudouridine synthase D. Gene Ontology annotation, molecular function: RNA binding; pseudouridine synthase activity. Gene Ontology annotation, cellular component: nucleus. The record is from RefSeq and is a predicted model, not a curated record. Bases 1 to 2382 code for a protein of 793 amino acids. The transcript is spliced from 2 exons. Gene Ontology annotation, biological process: pseudouridine synthesis. Lineage: Eukaryota; Fungi; Ascomycota; Sordariomycetes; Glomerellales; Glomerellaceae.